Molecule: messenger RNA, 1248 nt
Organism: Cuscuta campestris
Lineage: Eukaryota; Viridiplantae; Streptophyta; Magnoliopsida; Solanales; Convolvulaceae
Source: the annotation of a GenBank genome assembly
CACUCACAAAAUAUGUUUAAAACCAUCCCAUAAACAUUUUCAAAUAUCCAAAAGGUUUUAAACUCAAACACGAAGGAUUACGGGAAUUUUGGAAAAAUCAGGACAGUGGCACGGUACCCCCAGACGGUAGGGUAUACCGCCACACGGUACCCCUAUACCAUGAGACGGUACCCAGGGCUAUCCUCGAAGGACAAGAGAAAAUUGUCCAUGAACGCGAAGGCGAUAAACAUCCUUCAUUGCUCCCUUGGACCCGAUGAGUUUGCACGUGGGUGCUCGUGCAAAACGGCCAAGGAGGUAUGGGAUUUGCUUCAAGCCAAACAUGAAGGCGACACCUCCACGAAGCAAACCAUGUUGGCCCUCGGAAACUCGGAGUACGAAAGUUUCAAAAUUGGCCAACACGAGUCAAUCCAAGAUGCCAAUAGAAGGUUCAAUGAAAUAAUCAACAAGUUGGGUAAGUUGGGUAAGGAAUAUUCUACAAGUGAACUAAAUACUAAAAUAUUACUUUCUUUAUCAAAAGAAUGGCAUAGUAGUAUUGUAGAUCUUUUACCCAAAUGUGCAACGGAAAGCACCGCCCACAUUUGGUCUUCCUUGUAUUCUCACGAGCUUUUGUUGAGAAAGAUCAAAGAGGAAGAAAUGCGUGAAAAUCCCAAGCUUACCAACGCCUUCAAAGCUUCAAAAGAUUCGUCUAGUGAAGAGUCAAGUGAAUCAAGUGAUGAUUCAAGCGACUCAAGCUCUACGGAAGAGUCGGAUGAUGAAGAAGACGAAGAGAAGGAGAUGAGAAUGAAAUAUACGGAUUUCCUCAAAUGGAAGAAGUAUGUGAAGAGGAAAGAAGUAUAUUCAAAGCCGAAAAAAGAGCGGCAUAAGCCAAGGUACAACAAGAAUCCAUUAAGAUUCGGUACUCAAGAAUGAAGUCGAAACACCAAACUAGCGUAAAAUAUAGGUAGAAACCGAUGUAAGAAUAUGACUUUAUAUACCUAUAUUCACAAGCUCAAACGCACUCACAAAAUAUGUUUAAAACCAUCCCAUAAACAUUUUCAAAUAUCCAAAAGGUUUUAAACUCAAACACGAAGGAUUACGGGAAUUUUGGAAAAAUCAGGACAGUGGCAUGGUACCCCCAGACGGUAGGGUAUACCGCCACACGGUACCCCUAUACCGUGAGACGGUACCCAGGUACCGUACGGUAGGCCGGAACGGAUGGACACACCCGUCCUAACUAGGUGCCGCCGGAACGGUACAGAGUCCAUUUUG